AUGGAUAUAACUAUUAAUAUGCUGGGUGAGUCCCACAUUCUGACCGUGAACCCAGAGGACACAGUUGGCUCUCUGAAAAUAAAAAUCCAGGAGAAACUGGAAGUUGACCCUCAGACACAGAAACUGGAUUUUCUGAACGGUCAUCCCAACGACGACACCAAACCCAUCAGCUACUACGGCUUACAGCACGGCUCCCGGGUGUCCCUGCUGGUCACCGAGUCUCUUCCACAUGCUCCUACCCAAGUGUUCCUCAGAAAUGAAAAGGGACAGCUGAGCACCUACGACAUCCAACCCGGCGAGACUGUGAGCAACUUCAAGAACAGAGUCGAGAAAAGAGAGGGGGUGCCAGCGAGCCAGCAGAGGCUCAUUCAUGAAGGCCGACAGAUGCAGGAUGGCAAACUGGAGGACUACAGCGUCAGAAACCACAGCACCAUCUACAUGAUUUUGCGCCUGAGAGGAGGCUGAGGACACUUUAAAAU
Neolamprologus brichardi is the source of this 479-nucleotide messenger RNA. It is a transcript of the gene isg15, whose product is annotated as ISG15 ubiquitin like modifier. Gene Ontology annotation, molecular function: protein binding. The record is from RefSeq and is a predicted model, not a curated record. NCBI's taxonomy places the organism in Eukaryota, Metazoa, Chordata, Actinopteri, Cichliformes, Cichlidae.